Molecule: messenger RNA, 1770 nt
Organism: Penicillium taxi
Lineage: Eukaryota; Fungi; Ascomycota; Eurotiomycetes; Eurotiales; Aspergillaceae
Product: PAS-associated C-terminal
Exons: 5
Coding region: 1-1770 (589 amino acids)
Cellular component (GO): nucleus
Source: RefSeq, a predicted model, not a curated record
AUGUCGGUCAGAGAUUUUCCCACUGGUUUGAGUAGUCCUGACAAUGAGUCGGUGCGCUCGUUCACAGAUACCCUUCCUGAUGAGUACCAUGAAUGGGCCUUGGAGUCUGGUAGAACAUCUCGAACUGAUGUUUUACUCGAUGAAUUUCCUCAACCGCCGGUCCACAUCAAAAACCUCGAUGCCAUAGACGAGGAUGGAAUCUAUACUCCCGAUGCCUCUAUCAAAAACAUGCGCCGAAAUUUCACGACCAAUAAUCUUCCCCUUCUGCAAGAACUUAAUCCGUACGAUGGGGCCGAAGAGUUCCAUCCUGUCAGCGAGGAAGGCGCAUCCUAUGAUCUAAUUGCGCCUUACGAUGGUUUCGAUACACCGCUCCAUAAACUGGAGCGCUUAUCAGAUGUGAUGUUUGGCGCUGAACACAUGCUUUCUAUACUCGAAAACCCUCAGUAUUUGACUCGGUUUCGAGAGUUUCUGAUCGAGGAACGCCCGCGCUCGAUCUCUACACUGUCAUAUUAUCUGACUGCGGUGAAAGCGCUCAAAUCAAUCGAGUACGCCAAUGCGCUAGUUCGCAUGGCAGUCGAUGUUCCACCACCUGCUGUCCAGUUAAUCCAGGAUGGAAAUGACCGUGUCGGAGUCACAAUCAAUAAACUCCUAGAGCAAAGGGUUCGUGAUGGACUCAAGGCAUUGACAGCGGAAGAAUUGCCGGCUUUCAUUACGUCGCGAUGUAUUACUAUCACCAGCAAGAUCGUCGAAGAGCGUGUUCGCGGCACGCUGCCAUUGAAGUUUCGAGAUACAUCUAAUGCUUUGGCUGAAGUUUUUUGUCUGACGGACCCAUCUCGGCCUGAUAACCCCAUUAUCUUCGCUUCAGAAGAAUUUCAUCGCACAACCCAGUACGGCAUGGACUAUGUUCUUGGAAGAAACUGCCGCUUCCUUCAGGGACCAAAGACAAACCCAAACAGUACACGGCGUCUUCGAGACGCUAUCAAAGAAUGUAGACAUCAUUCUGAGUUGUUUCUGAACUAUCGCCGAGACGGCUCUCCAUUCAUGAACUUACUUCAAUGUGCACCCCUCUGCGACAGCCAGGGUCGUGUGAAAUAUUUCAUCGGCGCACAAAUUGACGUCUCCGGCUUAGUAUUAGAGGGAGCACAAAUGGAGUCGUUGAUUGAACUUAAAUUCCGCUAUCGUGAUCCGGAGGAAGAAAGCGUAUCUGAAAAACCUGAGCCAGACGAAAAAGAUGCAUUCCAAGAACUGUGCGAACUAUUUAGUCCACGAGAAUUGGUUUCCGUCCAAGAACAUGGCGGUGAUCUGUACAAGCCCACGAAUGCGAAAAACAAAGCCAGCAUGCGCCACCGAACGUGGGUACGGGGCUCAAUGGAUAGUGAGAAGGAAGCCAUUCGACUACGUGAUAUGAAAUCACCCUACUUGCGUGGGUCACUGAUAGGAGUUUAUGAGAAUUAUCUUCUCAUUAGGCCCUACCCAUCUCUUCGCAUCCUGUUUACGUCUCCGUCGCUCCAGAUUCCGGGUAUGCUCCAGUCUUCUUUCCUUUCACGGAUCGGAAGUCCCCCUUCGGUCGUUGAUGAACUGGUAGAGGCGAUCCAGCAAGGCCGUAGUGUUACGGCACGUAUCAAAUGGGUCACACGCACCAAUUCUGAAGGUCGAAACCGCUGGAUUCACUGUACACCUCUCUAUGCCUCGAAUGGGCAAGUAGGUGUAUGGAUGGUGCUAGUCGUCGAUGACGACGAAGAGGAGCAGAUAAUUCACUGGAGAAGCUAA